UGCCUGAAACACUAUUGUAAACACCAGCUCCACAGGGCCUCCAUUAACAGGAUUUUAUACAGUGUAACAAAACUUUCUUAUUGAAAAGGUACAGAGUGAACUGAAAGCUGGUCAAUGUGGUUCAAAGAUCCUUGGAACUGAAGCUGGGGCAUUCAAUGCAGGAAACAGACUGCAGGGAGAAAGAAAAGAUGCAGAAUCUGUGUGUUACAAAUGGGAGAACAGAGCAGUGCUGUGGGGAGCACAGACGGAGACUGGAGUUGUUCUGCCAGGAGGAUGAGAUGUUUAUUUGUGUCCUGUGCGUUCCCAGACAUUCCAGUCACAGUUUUGUGUUCCUGCAUGAGGCAGUCAGUGCGUAUAAGGACAAGCUGAACGCAUCUUCAUCAUCUCUGGAACUAAAAGUCAAAGAUCUUAAAGAUGUACAAACCAAGAAUGAGACAGAAUUCCUGGAGGUACAAGAACAUGCUAUUAAUUUGGAAAAAUACAUUGCAGAAGAGUUUGUAGAACUGCACCAGUUUCUCUAUGACAAGGAACAAAAACUCAUUCAACAACUUAACAGCAAAGCAUCAGAAAUUCUGAAAGAGGUAGAAGAAAAUCCUGAAUUAAUUAAAACUGAUGUUACAGAAAUCCACUCAGCAGUCUCUGAUACUAACUUGGAAAUCAAAACAGAAGUAGAGGUUCUGGAGGAGAGAAAUGAUGACACAGACUAUCUGACAACCACUGAGGAAUCCGUGUCAGGUGACACCUCAGAACAAGGAAAACCUAAAGCUAAUGGAGUUCUAUCAGCUCCAGAAUCCUUUGAGGAUGUUGCUGUUACUUUCUCAGCAGAGGAGAUGAAGAUGUUAACAAAACAAGACAAGGAGCUUCAUAAGGAAGUGAUGUUAGAGAACUAUGAAACCUUAGUUUCAGCAGGUUACAAGAUCCCCCCAGAGGCAUUGUUAGUGCUACUUAAAGAAGAUAAUGCUGAACUGCAAGUGAAUGACGAGGGGGUAAACAGAACAGAACAAAAGAUUAAUUUUAAAGAAAAGCCUGACAGCAAUGGGAGCAGAGAAUGGAGCAUGUGCAGGCGUCAGCAGCCAUCACUAGGAGUAUCUGUUUCACGUUAUCCUACAGCUAACCUACAGCACUCGGUUCAAACUCUGAAGGGCUCCGAUAGGCAUCCUGUUAUACCUGUAGCACAGCUUCAUCCAGAGUACACCUGCAACAUGAACUCUGAAUGUACGAAAAGUUCUACAGUACAGCACAGUCCAUUAGUACAUCAGAGAGCUCAGAAAGAAAAGAAACUAUAUAAAUGUCCUGAAUGUAAUAAAUGUUUCAGACAAAGGGGUGAUAUAGUAAAACACGAAAGGAUUCACACGGGGGAGAGACCAUAUAAAUGUGCUGAAUGCAGUAAGGGUUUCACAACAACUAGUAACCUUAGAGCUCAUAUGUUAGUUCACAAAGGGGAAAAACUAUAUAAAUGUCCUGAAUGCAGUAAGUGCUUUGUACGAAGAAGUUAUUUAGUAAAGCAUCAAAAGACUCACCUGGAGGAGAAACCAUAUAAAUGUGCUGAAUGUAGUAAGACCUUCAUGGUACCAAGUAGCCUUAGAAAGCAUCAGGUUGUUCACACAGGCGAGAAACCAUAUAAAUGUGGGGAAUGCGGUAAAUGUUACACUGAACAUAAUAGUCUCAUAUACCAUAAAAAGAUACACACGGGGGAGAAACCAUAUAAAUGCACAAUAUGCAAUAAGUGUUUUAUAAUCAAAAGUGUUCUGAUGCGUCACCAAUCCAUUCAUACAGGGGAAAAACGACAUAAAUGUACAGAAUGCAGUAAGUGUUUCACACAACAGAUUCAACUUAGAAGUCAUCAACGAGUUCACACAGGAGAUAGGCCAUAUAAAUGUCUUGACUGCAGUAAAUGUUUCAAACAAAGGAGUGAUUUAGUAAAACAUAAAAGAACUCACAGUGGGGAGAGACCAUAUAAAUGUGCUGAAUGCGGUAAGAGAUUUACAACAAAUAGUAUCCUUCGAGUUCAUCUUUCAGUUCACAAACUAGAGAAACCACAUAAAUGUCCUGAAUGCAAUAAGUGCUUCAGACAAAGGGGGGAUUUAGUAAAACAUGAAAGGACUCACAUGCCAGAGAAACCAUAUAAAUGUGCUGAAUGCAAUAAGGGUUUCACAACAACUAGUACCCUUAGGAUUCAUCUGUCAGUUCAUAGUGGGGCGAGACCAUAUAAAUGUCCUGAAUGCAAUAAGUGUUUCAGACAAAGGAGUGAACUAGUAAUACAUGAAAGGACUCACACGGGGGAGAGACCACAUAAAUGUGCUGAGUGCAGUAAGGGUUUCACAACAACUAGUAACCUUAGAAGCCAUCUGUUAGUUCACAAAGGGGAGAAACCAUAUAAAUGUUUUGAAUGUAAUAAGUGCUUUGUACAAAAGAGUAAUUUAGUAAAACAUCAAAAGACUCACCUGGAGGAGAAACCAUAUAAAUGUGCUGAAUGUGGUAAAUGUUAUAAAGAACAUAGUGGUUUCAUAUACCAUAAAAAGACACACAGAGGGGAGAAACCUUAUAAAUGUGCUGUAUGCAGUAAGUGUUUUGUAAUUAACAGUGUUCUGAUACGUCACCAAUCCAUUCAUACAGGGGCAAAACAAUAUAAAUGUACUGAAUGUAGUAAGUGUUUCACCCAACAGAGUCAACUUACAAGUCAUCAACGAGUUCACACAAGAGCUAGGCCAUAUAAAUGUUCUGAAUGCAGUAAGUGUUAUAGAGAAAAGAGUGGUCUUGUAUAUCAUCAAAUGAGUCAUAAAAGGGAGAAAGAAAGAAAUGAACACCAGCUUGGCUAACAGCAACCCCCCCCCCCCAAAAAAAAAAAAAAAAACAUAAUCCUCCUUAACAGGGAACUUGAAAAUCAUGCUAAAAUCUGUAGAACAAUAACUUGUCUUCUAACAAUAUAUACAUUGUAUACCAGAGCUAAUGCAGUCAGUUUAUAGUAACUAGUAACUUAACAGAAGCUAAGGCAAUAGAACAGAAAAGUAAUAGAAAAAAAAAUCAUAUGGAGCAAAAGGAUUAUUUAUCAUUAAACAACAUUAUAACUGACAGCUAGUCUAAAGAGACAAAGUUCACAGACAAAAGCAGGUUUUGUGAAACAGAGCUGGAAAUACAUACACAUCUCAUUGCUAGUUGCAAUAAACUCAUUCCUGAGUGUCUGUACUGAAAGGCACAAUAAUACAGCAUAACUGAUUCACUGUGGAUUGUGCAAACACUGCAAUAUAACAGCAGCUCAGAAGCAUUGAAAACAUGAACUACAAAGUAUUAUAGAGAACGAAGAAGUUAUAAUAUGUGGGAUCACCCAUUACCAGCAGAUAAGAAAACAGAUGAAAAAAAAAAAAAACAGAUGUAGUAGUCCAAGGAAAAAAAGACAAAAGUAAAUUUAAUCUCUGAAGUUGCUGCAUCUAUUUAUUAUAAUGUGCUGAGAGACAUAAAGUGUAAAACAAAAUUAGAGCAGUAGAAACAAGCGAUCUAAUUAUAAUAAAGAAUUCUGCCGCACAUCACUCCAUAUGAAAUGCAAAAGGAGACCAUUCUGGGUACAACAGAUGUUGGGAGGAGCACUCUUAGCUAUUAUCAAAGACUGAAGCAGAACUAAUUUCAUUGCACCCUGAUUUUGGAAUUGGGGCCAUUCCUGUCAUGGUAUUAGAAACUCAAAAUAUUUGGAGAAAUGAAAAAGGGGGUAACCAUAUAAAUGCGCAGAAUGCAGUAAGUAUUUUACAGAAAGAGUAAUAAUGAAACUGUGUGCAGAGGUAGUUCAAGCCACAAGUGGAAGGGUGGCCUAAUGGUUAAGGUGUUUGCCUUACAAACACAAGGUGCAGGGUUUGAGUCUCACAAGGGAUAAU
Messenger RNA from Protopterus annectens (West African lungfish), 3866 nucleotides. RefSeq names its product zinc finger protein 665-like. NCBI's taxonomy places the organism in Eukaryota, Metazoa, Chordata, Ceratodontiformes, Protopteridae. Gene Ontology annotation, biological process: regulation of transcription by RNA polymerase II. The record is from RefSeq and is a predicted model, not a curated record. Bases 156 to 2819 code for a protein of 887 amino acids. Gene Ontology annotation, molecular function: zinc ion binding; DNA-binding transcription factor activity, RNA polymerase II-specific; RNA polymerase II cis-regulatory region sequence-specific DNA binding. The transcript has 6 exons.